This is a messenger RNA of Populus euphratica (Euphrates poplar), 1417 nucleotides long. RefSeq names its product aldose 1-epimerase-like. The record is from RefSeq and is a predicted model, not a curated record. Gene Ontology annotation, molecular function: aldose 1-epimerase activity; carbohydrate binding. Bases 20 to 1234 code for a protein of 404 amino acids. NCBI's taxonomy places the organism in Eukaryota, Viridiplantae, Streptophyta, Magnoliopsida, Malpighiales, Salicaceae. Gene Ontology annotation, biological process: beta-D-galactose catabolic process via UDP-galactose, Leloir pathway; glucose metabolic process. The transcript has 5 exons.
CAGGUCAACACCACGGGCUAUGGUCGAAACGCUGUGUCUUUAUUUUCUAUUUCACAACGUUCAACUCCAAUGCGCACCCAUAAAUAUCUCUUAUGUAACUAAGGACUCGUAUCUUCAGAUAAAAGACCGAGCCUGUUUCAUAUUCUGCGUGGAGAAGAUGUCCAAGUUUUCUGCGUUGUUUUGUUUUAUCAUACUGGUAAUUUCUGGGUGUGCCUGUAUUGACUCGGCAAUGGGGGGAGAGAUUGGGAUAUACGAGCUCAAGAAAGGAAAUCUCAGCAUGAAGCUUACCAAUUAUGGUGCCCGUAUCAUCUCCCUUGUUCUCCCUGAUAAAAAUGGAAAGCUAGGUGAUGUUGCUCUUGGCUUUGAUACUAUUGAGGAAUUCAUGAAUGCUUCAUCACCCUUUGGGGCCACUGUGGGACGGGUUGCCAAUAGAAUCUCUAAUGCUCAGUUUACCUUGAAUGGAACUGUUUACAAACUACCUGCAAAUUCAGGGAAUAACACGAUUCAUGGAGGGCCUAUAGGAUUCAGUAAGGUUGUUUGGAAAGUGAAAAAGUACAGCCCCGAUGGUCUUGUUCCUUACAUUGUCUUUGCUUAUCACAGCUUUGAUGGUGAACAAGGAUUCCCUGGUGAUCUCCUUGUAAAAACAAGCUACACGCUACUUGGAGACAACCAACUGUGUAUAACAAUGGAAGCAAAAGCUAGAAACAAGGCCACGCCGGUUAAUCUAGUAAACCAUGCCUUUUGGAACCUUGGUGGCCACAAUAGUGGCGAUAUCUUGUCAGAAAAAAUUCAGAUUUUUGCUUCGCGUUACACUCCUGUUGACAGCAAGCUCAUUCCUACAGGAAAGAUUGUGACGGUGAAAGAAACACCCUAUGAUUUUCUCAAGCCUAACACCAUUGGCAGCAGGAUCAACGAACUCCCUAAGGGCUAUGACAUCAACUACGCACUUGAUGGAAGUGGAAACAAGAAGUUGAGGAAAGCAGCAAUUGUGCAUGACGAGAAGUCUGGAAGAGCAAUGGAGAUAUUAACCAAUCAACCUGGUGUGCAGUUCUUUACUAGCAACUCUUUGAACGUGAAGGGAAAAGGUGGUUUUAUGUAUAAACGCCAUGGAGCUCUAUGUCUAGAGACUCAAGGAUUUCCUGAUUCUGUUAACCAUCCCAACUUCCCUUCACAGAUUGUGAAUCCAGGGAAGCCCUACAAGCAUUACAUGUUGUUCAAGUUCUCUACUUUCUAGAUAAUUUUCACGAAAAAAACACGAGUACAUUAUGUACUUGUUUCGAGACUGCUUUUUCGGUAGUUUCAAAGUCGGAGGAGGUCGUUUCUUCUUUCUGUUGUCUUAUGCAAUAUAUUGCUCUAGAAAAUGAAUGAAUAAUCGCUGAAUUUGCUCGUAACGGACAAUUAUUUAUUUUUGUAGGCC